Botrytis deweyae is the source of this 507-nucleotide messenger RNA. RefSeq lists its product as uncharacterized. The record is from RefSeq and is a predicted model, not a curated record. Lineage: Eukaryota; Fungi; Ascomycota; Leotiomycetes; Helotiales; Sclerotiniaceae. The transcript has a single exon. The coding region runs from base 1 to 507 and encodes 168 amino acids.
AUGUUCGCCUCAAUUCAGAAGCUCGCCAUUUUGGCUCUCUUCUUCGGUCUCUCUGCUGCUGCACCAGCUCCAGCUUCUGAUGCUGUACCCCAAGUUUCCACCGAAGCUUUGGCGGCCUUCGGCCUUACUGAGGAAAUUGUCGCCGCCACCAGCAUCACCAGCCGCGACGUUCUCGAGGCUCGCGCCGUCCUCGAAACACGCGUCGCUUCGUGCAAACCACCAACCACGCCCAACAACGCCACUUACGGCGCCUGCAUCCUUCCCUUGGUCGAGCAGGCCCGCCAGGGAAACACCAUUUACAUGUUAAUUCUAGCAGAAUACUUGACCAAGCAUAUGGGUUGCCCCACGGAUGGCAUUUCGGGAGCGGCUGCGCGUCCAGUUGUCCAGGUCCUUGCUCAUCGCUGUGGGGGUCCAGGCCCACAGCGUGUUGAUCAGGGAGCAAAAGGCUGGUCCAUCAACAGUUCUUUCAACGAGAAACCUUGUCCUCCAGGUAGCAAAUGCGCUUAG